AUGUCUGAUUCUAUUGGACUUAAAGAUAAUUCCAGAGGAAAUGUUAUUACUGUUAUGACCAAGGAUCCGUUAGUAUUCUGUAUCAUUGCAUUCGCAUCGAUUGGGGGUUUACUUUUUGGGUAUGAUCAGGGAGUUAUUAGCGGGAUCGUUACUAUGGAAUCUUUUGCCGCAAAGUUCCCCAGGAUUUUUUCCGAUCCUGACUAUAAAGGGUGGUUUGUUUCCACAUUUUUGCUAUGUGCAUGGUUUGGUUCAUUGAUAAACUCUCCUGUUGUUGAUAGAUUUGGAAGGAGAGAUACUAUAAGAAUAGCUUGUGUUGUAUUUGUUAUCGGAUCAAUCUUUCAAUGUGCAGGUAAAUCAAUAAGUAUGCUUUUCGCUGGGAGAGCAGUUGCUGGUUUCGGUGUCGGGCAAUUGACUAUGGUAGUUCCCAUGUAUAUGUCGGAAUUAGCUCCACCCUCUGUGAGAGGUGGAUUAGUUGUCAUACAGCAAUUAUCAAUUACAAUUGGAAUUUUGAUUUCAUUUUGGAUUAACUAUGGUACACAAUUUAUUGGAGGAACUAGAUGUGCCCCUGAUCAAGAUUACAAAGGCGAUUCAUUUGAUCCAUAUGUGGAUGUUCCACAAGGGGGUUGUUAUGGUCAAAAGGACGCUUCGUGGAGAGUACCAUUUGGGUUGCAGAUUGCACCAGCUUUCAUCUUAGGUAUUGGCAUGUCCUUUUUUCCAAGAUCACCAAGAUGGCUUUUAUCAAGAAAAAGAGAAGAUGAGGCUUGGGAAUCACUAAAUUAUUUGAGACGAAGAAUUAAUCCUAAUCUUGUUGAUGCUGAAUUUAACGAAAUUAAAUCAGACGUAUUAUUUGAACAAAAAUAUAAUGAUAAAAAAUUCGAAGGAAAAUCGGGAAUAUCGUUAUAUAUAUCCUCAUACUGGGACCUCUUUUCUUCCAAACCAAAUUUUAGGAGGGUCUUUAUAGGCUCUGCAGUUAUGUUCUUCCAACAGUUCAUUGGUUGUAAUGCCAUUAUUUAUUAUGCUCCGACAAUAUUUAGUCAAUUAGGAAUGGAUUCGAAUACGACAGCACUAUUAGGGACUGGUGUGUAUGGGAUUGUUAACUGUCUUUCGACUAUUCCUGCUAUCUUUGCCAUUGAUAAGUUUGGUAGAAAAACCUUAUUAAUGGCUGGAGCAGCUGGGACUUUCGUUUCGUUGGUUAUUGUAGGUGCAAUAGUUGGCAAAUAUGGCGAUACUUUAUCUAAACACAAAACUGCUGGUAGAGCUGCAAUAGCCUUCAUAUUCAUAUAUGAUUUUAAUUUUUCGUAUAGCUGGGCACCAAUUGGAUGGGUUCUACCAUCAGAAAUAUUCUCUAUUGGGAUCAGAUCUAAAGCAAUAUCGAUUACUACAUCAUCGACGUGGAUGAAUAAUUUUAUUAUUGGUUUAAUCACACCACGUAUGUUAGAUACAAUGAAAUGGGGAACAUAUAUAUUUUUUGCGGCUUUUGCCAUAAUUGCAUUUGUCUUCACUUGGUUUGUUAUCCCCGAGACUAAAGGAGUACCAUUGGAAGAGAUGGAUUUAGUAUUUGGCGAUCUAAAUGCAUUACAAGAAAAGCAGAACUUCUCUCAAAUGAAUGAUUUAUCGAGAAUGGACUCGCUUAAAGCUACAACAGAUAUUUCGGAAUGA
Debaryomyces fabryi is the source of this 1659-nucleotide messenger RNA. It is a transcript of the gene HGT9, whose product is annotated as Hgt9p. Gene Ontology annotation, molecular function: carbohydrate:proton symporter activity. The transcript has a single exon. Gene Ontology annotation, biological process: transmembrane transport; carbohydrate transport. The record is from RefSeq and is a predicted model, not a curated record. Bases 1 to 1659 code for a protein of 552 amino acids. Lineage: Eukaryota; Fungi; Ascomycota; Pichiomycetes; Serinales; Debaryomycetaceae. Gene Ontology annotation, cellular component: membrane.